UGGUCCACCCUUCGCGUCAUCAGUCGAAAUAAACGGGAAGUCCAGUCGUGCUAUAAAUAGAAGAUGAGUUGGCAGUGAGACAGCAUAUAAAAUGUCUCACCGUUACAGCCAGACGUAGAUACUCCGAUUGCAAGCACAGAGGCGGUACUCGAGUGAAAAAGAUGCCUUAUACUGUGGGAGACUACACGUUUUAUGAGGAACUUGGUAGCGGAGCAUUCGGGACCGUGUUAAAGGCUAAGAGGAAUGGACAGGGACGUUACUUUGCAGUGAAGCGAAUCUCCCUAAGAGAUGAUAAUGUAGACAGGGAACUUGACUCCCAAAGGGCGUUACCGAGGUGUAGGUUUGUUGUCGAACUGGUCGACCACUUCUUCUCAAGUAGGAACAUGUAUCUGGUCUUGGAUUACUGCAACAGCGGGACACUUAACGACUACAUGACAGAAUACAGAGUUUCAAACAGACGUCGGCUCAGUUUCAUGCAGGACAUGAUCAAAGGUUUAAAACAUCUUCACCAUCACGCCAUCGUCCACAGGGAUAUCAAACCGGAUAACAUACUACUGCAUACUCGAAGAGGCAGAAGACCAAUCUGUAAGUUGUCUGAUUUUGGCCUGGCUCGUUACAAUGGGAGCGAAACGGAUUCCUAUUACGAAAAGGACUACUACCUUCAGACAGGCUGUGGUACGAUGUAUUAUAUCGCCCCAGAAGUCCUGACCAGACAUUACACUGAGGCAUGUGACAUAUUCUCCCUGGGUGUGGUGUUCUAUGCCAUGUAUGCUGAAGAAAUGAUGAAAGACGGUGAAACUCUGAUUGCGACUGUCGACGACGAUACUCCUUUCCACCAAGCGUCCAACAAGACCAUCAGAAGGAGGGUGGACUGGGCCGUGGAAAACAGGGCUGUUGCUGACUGUAUCAAAGACAUGGUUCAGAAGGACUAUCACAAGCGGGUGGACAUUGAUGAGCUGGAUGUAAACUUCAGGAUGGCUACGUUGUAGUGACCCUAUGAUCGAUGAUACUAUUGACAUACCCUGGAGAUAUUACGUUGAUCCAGUGUCAUUCGCAGCUAUCACGAUGUUUGUUCGUGAACAUAUAAUUGGACCAAAGCAUGAUUAUUCCAUAUUAUUCCGAAUGUGUUAACAGCCUGUACCAUAAACGACCAUACUGUCCAGCCAAGUCUUCCGUGAUUACAGUCACACAUGAGUAGUGAGUUUGCUGGAUUAAGGAGACAGAUUAAUUCCUUUGUUUGUUCUCGCGAAGAUUAGUAUGGUAUACCAUCUUAUUCUGGAAAGGCUUUUUAUUGGACAACUCUAAAGCACGCGAAGUUACACGAAGACAGCACAGAGGCGAAGUGGUGGAAGCUACAUGGUCAGAUGAUUAAACAUGACAGAAGAUGGAUGGGACUGGACCGAAAUACAUUACAAAGAAAGAGUAAACAAAUUGUUUCUGUCCUCCACGAGGUAAACUCGUAGGACCGAAAAGGUAGAUCCCGACGACCCCUUAAAUCCAGAAGUGGUCAGCAGAAAGAGGGAGAAUUUAGGACGAAACGGCAAACAUCACCGAAGAGUCGAUGACGGAUAGCCAGAAUCACCUUUCGCCUCCUGUAAACAAACCUUUCUGGUUAAGAAAUAUGUUGUGUUACAUUCAUUCUCGAAAGCCCUGAAAGGAGUGUUGUAUUUGUACAUGUCCUUGGUGGAUGUACUUUCUCUUUUGACCUGCCUUAUGUAACCAGGUAUUACACUCCCGGUAUAUUUUAAUCAGAGUAAAUAACAGAUCAUGUUGAGCUUGUGCAUUCGAUGUAAUCCUAUAUUUGAAUUAUUUUAUGUCAAUUGUAAUCGGAGGAAUCUGUUAUAUGUAACUAUAAAGUGUAACUGUUCAGGGAGCGCAGGUGGCCACUAAUGACUUUAUAUUAAUUAGCUGUCCAAAACCGAAGGACAUGGAGACAGUGUAGGGGGACAGUAGUAAAUCUUGGGGAAAUGUGAAACGUCAAGGGUGACAGAGAGCACCGACCUGAUUGAUGACAGAUUAAACUGUCGGGGAGGAGAUACCAUUUAACCAGAGACAGAUCUAAAGUUAAGAUUAAGAAGUAUGGGAUUGGUAGGUCCAAGUAGAAUAGACAACAAGGUGCAAGCCCGGUACACUGUCACUUAAUCGUACAUGAAAUCUAAGACUGUCGGGUGAAACUGUCACGAUCUGCACAUUGAUGCACAUUACAUACAGACUGGUGCUAAGUACCUGAGUUUUCUUUUGUAACUGAUAUAAUAAACACUAUCACACCGA
Messenger RNA from Haliotis rubra (blacklip abalone), 2271 nucleotides. Its product is annotated as calcium-dependent protein kinase 1-like. The record is from RefSeq and is a predicted model, not a curated record. Gene Ontology annotation, cellular component: autophagosome; cytoplasm. Gene Ontology annotation, molecular function: protein serine/threonine kinase activity; ATP binding. Lineage: Eukaryota; Metazoa; Mollusca; Gastropoda; Lepetellida; Haliotidae. The transcript has 2 exons. Gene Ontology annotation, biological process: autophagosome organization; protein autophosphorylation; autophagy. Bases 162 to 989 code for a protein of 275 amino acids.